AUGGGAAAGCCUGAGCACGCACAGAAGUCUUCGCGGGUCUCGCGCCUUCCGGCGCUGCCUUCUCACUUCGCGCCCUUCUCGGCACAAGAGGAGGAGGAGCUGAACGACGACGAACAAGCUCUCCUUCUUGCGCAGUUCCGCCAGAAACUGAACGACAUCCACGGCGACGCAGCGCGCCGUGCAGACGAAGAAGAAGAGGAUGAUGAACAGCUUCAGCGCCUUGCUGAGCUCGGCUACACCAAGCUCCCCAAUGAACGGGUCCUCAACAAAGCCAAUCAGAAGGCCGUCUCCGCCGCUGAGCAGCGAGGCCAGAGUCGCGGCAUGAUUGCCGUCAACGAUAUUCCAGGCCUGGAGCAGAAACUCGAGGAGAUCCGCUACAAACCCCCAGCGGGCAUGCGCCGGGUGCCGUGGAUUGAGACGCUCGCGGUGGUCGCCGCGCCUGUGAGCGGUGCUGAGAAGAAAAGUGAAGAGGCUGAGGACGGCGACGAACUCGGCGAAAAGAAAAAGAAAUCCAUCGGCGCCAACCAGGAUCUGGAGAGAGAAAAAUACUUCAUGCGCCUGACCUCGAGCGCGGCUGUGGUGGCGCUCACGCGGCUUCGGCAGCGGCGCCUCAAGUUCACCCGUCCCUCGGACUUUCUGGCAGAGAUGCUGAAGACUGACAAUCACAUGGCGCGCGUGCGCGAGCGGCUUGCGGCUGAGAAGGAGCAUUUGGCGGACUUCGAGGAGAAGAAGCGGAAGAAGCUGAACAAGAAGUUCAAUCGCUCGAGCGGGCACAAGCUCGUCCGCGAGCAGGAGGAGGCGCGCCGCCGAAACGCGGAGCUGAAGGAGAUCGCCGCGUGGAAGAAGGAGCGCGAGAAGAACGCGAAGCAAACCAGGUCCGGUGGCGAGUUCCAAGAUCCUGAGUCGGCCUUCGACGCGUGGAUCAAGAAGAAGGACGUGCAGACCCGCGCCGAGGAGCUUGAGCAGAAAAGGCUCCGCCGGAAGCGCAUGCGCGGCGAACUCCAGGGCGAGCGCGAGGGAAACAAGAAACGCCAGCGAAACAGGUGGAACAGAAAGCGAAAGUAA
Messenger RNA from Besnoitia besnoiti, 1065 nucleotides. RefSeq lists its product as uncharacterized. The transcript has 4 exons. The record is from RefSeq and is a predicted model, not a curated record. Gene Ontology annotation, biological process: rRNA processing; ribosomal large subunit biogenesis. NCBI's taxonomy places the organism in Eukaryota, Apicomplexa, Conoidasida, Eucoccidiorida, Sarcocystidae. Gene Ontology annotation, cellular component: preribosome, large subunit precursor; nuclear periphery; nucleolus. Bases 1 to 1065 code for a protein of 354 amino acids.